Effrenium voratum is the source of this 1005-nucleotide messenger RNA. NCBI's taxonomy places the organism in Eukaryota, Dinophyceae, Suessiales, Symbiodiniaceae. The record is from the annotation of a GenBank genome assembly.
UCGUGUCCCGCAUUUCUUUCCGCCGGAUUUCGGAUGUCGUAUGCUCGUGGAGGUGCCUCCGCCAACCGAGCUUCGCGGCCGCCCCAAGACGGCGACUCGGCCUAUGUGCAGGACAGCUCGAGAGUCUCGGAGGCAGUGAAGGAGGUACAGCGAUGCACUGCGGACAUCCGGAAAGAGACCUCGCUGCUGGCGAUCGCCUCCCGACAUAAGGUGGAGGAGGCCGCGCGCCGAGGGCGCAAGGCGGUGGAGGAGGGGACACGACACCUGGAGAAGCUCUUCGGGCUGACGGGGGGAGACACCGGGGAGCAGAAGAAGCGGCUGCUCACGCAGCAGAAGCUCAGCGAGAACUUGGCCAGGGUCACUGCAGACCUCGAGGCCAGCAUCAAAGCCUUCGAGGCGGCGCGGAUCCGGGCGACGCUCGAGAGCUCUGAGCUCUCGAGGGGAGACAUCCGCGACGUGGAGAUGGGCUCCCUGGCUGCGGGCCCCGCCGGGCCGGUGCAAGGCCUUGCGGAGGGCGAGGUGUCGCAGGCGGAGGUGAAGCUUCAAGCCGCCAUCGUGGAAGAAUACCUGCAGGAGGUCUCCACGCUGGAGGAAGACGUCCAGGGCCUCCAGGAGGCCCUGGUGGAUCUGGCCCGCCACACGCAGGCGCAGAACGAGAUGUUGGACAACAUCUCCGAGUACACGGCCGCCUCCUCCGUGGCCGUGGCAGGCGCUACAGAUCAGCUGACCCAAGCAAGCAACGCACAGAGGCGGGGCUCCUCGCUGCUCUACUGGCUGCUGCUCUUCGCCGCCGUCCUCGCGGCGAUUCUCAUCUUCGUGGUGGUCCACAAGGCCAACGCAUGAGCCAAUCCCCCGCCGAACGAGUGGCAUCGGGGCCUCGGGGCCUCGGGGCCUCGGUUCGGAGCGUCUCACUUGCCCCGUGGAAGGUUAUGGCGAGCUCGCCGAUCCGCGGGUGAAACAAGCUCACUAUGAUGUAGGUGCUUCACUGAAUUAAGAAUUGGACUC